This is a messenger RNA of Acinonyx jubatus (cheetah), 17801 nucleotides long. It is a transcript of the gene SPRED2, whose product is annotated as sprouty related EVH1 domain containing 2. The transcript is spliced from 6 exons. The record is from RefSeq and is a predicted model, not a curated record. Gene Ontology annotation, molecular function: protein kinase binding. Bases 13936 to 15180 code for a protein of 414 amino acids. Lineage: Eukaryota; Metazoa; Chordata; Mammalia; Carnivora; Felidae. Gene Ontology annotation, biological process: multicellular organism development; negative regulation of MAPK cascade. Gene Ontology annotation, cellular component: membrane.
CAGGGGGUGGGGGGGAAGAUGAUUCUAUUAAGUAUUUAAAUUGUGAAAGUAGAUUUUAAGUUUGGAAAUGGCCUGAAGUUCAUUAGAGCUAAGUUUGGUGAAUAAGUUGAAUAAGCUUUGGUGGUAGAUCUGCUCUAAGUUAAAAACUGGUGUUUAACUAAAAAGUAAGGAUUGGGUUUCUUCUGUUUUGUUUUCAAUUUUAAUGGUUGGCUCAUUUAUUAUAAGACUAGCUUGAAGGCAGCCCCAGAAGAAGGGUUUCAGGCAGCUUCAGUUCCAGAGUUGGGCCAGCAUCUUUGGAACACUAGUAGAGGCUCCAGAGCAAAAGCUUUAAAGGCAGGGGCUUGAGGGUGAGUGGGGCAGUGUUGACUCAGACCUAUAAGCUUAUAUUUUUGGAGUACAAAUUCAACUUCAUACCUACUGUGUUAAGCAACACCCGCAGCGAAGUUGGCAUUUGGGGCUUGUGUAGCCGGUAACGGGGCCAGGGGCAGAAGGUUCCCUGCAUCAAAGGAGCAGAGGCCAAAACCUGGCUUUGGAUGUUGACUUGCAUUCCAGGUCUGUUCGCCCUUUGUGAUACACAGAAUUCAGAUCUGAAAGUGUGAGCAUGUGUUAAGGGAAGGCCCUCAGGUUGGUGUCCUUGGCCAGGACUUUAAAGCUGGAUAUGGGGGAAGCCCUCUUCUUCUAUAUUGCAUGGACUACUGAGUGGCUAGAAAGCACCACUGAGCCGAGGCUCACUGGGAGUGGAGGAAAAUGCGUGUCCCCAUGGAAAAUGAUGGAUGAAAGUUCAAGGGUUUUGUAUCUUCAGGUUCAUGAUGACUAAUAGGUUCAUCUAGAAGGGCUGGGCCCCCAAGCAACCUUUGGAUUAUUUCCAACAGGUGGAAAUGAGAGUUGCCGUGUUCAUUAUAUCCCAAAGUUUAUCUUGGCUGUGGAAAGAGCGUAGGGCUUUGGAAUUUGCCUGGUAGAGCUCCAGUGUUGCUCUCUAUUGCUGGGUGUCAUGACUAUGGUGUCAUAACUAGAAUUGCCUAGGCCUCAUUUCUUUCAUUUGUAAAAUUGGAACUCCAUUUUAGGGCUGUUGUGGAAAAGGGUCAUAAGAGUCACGUAUAUGAAGAGCCUCAACAGAUGCAAACCCUCCACCUCUUCCAAGGCCCUCAGAACGACACUAGAAUGGGGGCGCCUGGGUGGCUCAGUCGGUUAAACGUCAGACUUCGGCUCAGAUCAUGAUCUCACAGUUUGUGAAUUCGAGCCCCGCAUUGGGCUCUGUGCUGACAGCUCAGAGUCUGGAGCCUGCUUCAGAUUCUGUGUCUCCUCUCUCUGUGCCUCUCCCCUGCUCAUGCUCGGUCUCUCUCUCUCUCUCUCUCUCUCUCUCUCAAAAAUAAAUAAACAUUAAAAAAAAAAAAAGAAUGACAUUAGAAUGAACCCCAUUGCCACUCAGUGGCCCACAGUUGUAUAUCAGAAUAUGCUACCUGCUGCAGGAAAAUGUCCCCAAUCUUUCGUGAGGUGAGGCCUGUAUUCCUAAGAGAAUUUCCAGUUCCUCCCUUCUUUGAAUAAGGUCAGCUGUUGAGGCUCCAACGCUCAGCAGCUCUAACAAAUUAAGCUAAGACCCUUUCGGCCUCUUAAAAAAAAAGCUUUCCUGUCACUGACAUAGGCGGCCUCGGCAGGAUGCACACUGGCACUUCAUGCUCAGGCACUUAAUGGAAUGCUCAAUGUGAACUGCAUUGUUGAUAUUGAUAACAGGUCAUUUCUUAUUUGGAUUUAAAGGAGUCCUACCUUCAGGUUUUUCUCAUUUUUGUCCAGCCCCUAGUUUUUACUGUGAUUCUAGCAUCAUCCUUGAUCGCGCUGAUAAUUCAAGGAAGCUUGGCCUGGAUCCCUGACUCGGGGGCCCUGGUGAGACGGAGAAUUAGGCCAGCAGGGCCACAGGCAGCCUCCAGCAGAGAGCGUGCUGCCACCACUAGCCUCUCACACUUAAUCCUGACUUUGCUUGAACCAUCCUGUUCGGUUCCGGGAGCUCUGAUUCUCAAUUUUUGCUGUAUGUUAGAAUUACCUGGAGAACUCUGAAAAAUUUGGAAAUCCAUACUGUGCCCCAGCCAAUUAAAUUAGGCACCAAUGUUUAAAAAAAAAAAUGGCAAAACUCCCAGGUGAUUCCAGUACGCAGCCAAGUUUGGGAAGCAAGCAGUGCCUUGGGUGAUGGAAUGAACAGUCUCCUGGUACAGUUACUUCCCUGAGUUUACUUGCAUUGGUGAAGUCAUUCACUCUAUCCUCUGCAAAUCAUCUAGGGCCAAGGUGUCACCUCUAGGGGUUGAACUGCCUGUUCUGGUCAGUAUUGAGGUCCCCGUGGCGAAUAGCUAUCAUAACAACCUGUUUUCUUAUGAAACGUUUUACACAUUCACGAAGGUAAAGAGAAUAGUAUUAGGGAUCCCCAUGCACGCAUCACCCAGCGGUCAUUCAUGUUUCCUUUGCAUCACCACACACACAUUCUGGGGUGGGCUGGAGUAUUUUAAAGUAAAUCCUAACAUCGUUUCAUCCAUAAAUACUUGAGUGUGUGUCUCUAAGAGAUAAGGACUUUAAAAAAACAACCAUAAUACCAUUAUCACACCUAAGAAAAUUAACGACAGGUCUUUAAAAGCCAUGUUCAGUUUUCUCCCAAUUUGUCACAAAAAUGCAUUUAUACAUUUGGUUUGUUCCAAUUAGGGUCCAAACAAGUAUAAUUCAUUUUUGGUAGUUUGACUUUAACCCUGGGGUAAUUAAACCAUCACUGUGUACGCACACAGGUAAUGAUGCAUAUGCAGGUCUGGUAAAAGUAUAAGUGGCAUUCAGCGCAUCGGAUGUUUACACGAUGGUCUCUCUUGGCUCUUUACCUUCCUUAGCCCUUCUGGUGAGACCUUGACCUGUCACAGAGGUCACUCACUGAGUGCUCACUGAGGCGCUGGUUCCAAUCACUUCUGUGCUGCUCUGCUUCUGCCUGAAGGCAUAUUUCCUUCAGUGAACUUAGAAUAGAACCUUAGGCUGCUUGUGGAAAGAGAGUAUGAGUCAGCUCGGUGGACAGUUUCGAAUUUCCUGCUCCUUUGCUAAAGGCGGUGGCUGGGAAGGGCUGGAACUGCCUCUUGGGCUCCUCUCUGGGCUCUGCUGAGGGGUCCUGCCUCGCUGGUUAUCUCUGGGGAUCCACCCGGGACUUGUGCUCUGACCCAGGGACCAGGCAGUAGCUAAGCCCUCCUUCCCUAAGGUGUAGAUGGCUCUGUGAGCCUUUGCCUCCAGCUAGAUGUCUGGGUUCAGGUCCAGAUGAUGACCAGGGGAGGAGAGGGUUAUUUUCUGCCCUCCGAGGACAGAAAGACCAACACCUUACCGGUCACCACUUUGGCACAUUGUCUCUCCUCUGUUAGGUAGAAUGCUGUCAGAAUUUCUUAAAAAGGGGCAGAUGACUGGAUGGCCCCUGGGAUGAAUGGGUGGCAAGUCUUUGUGGGGGAGUGAGCAGGAGAAAGAUCAGGGUGGAGAAUGGGCAACCUAAAUAAUUGAACUCCGGUUCCUUCCACAAAUAUGUCUUUGUGUGCCUACUCCAUAUGCAUCGUGUCAAAUCAGAAUCUCAUCUUCUCUUUCCCUAGCCAUAUUCUUUUGCUUUAGAAGGGCUUUGUCUUGAUUUCAGGUGGAUUUGCAGUUGCAAGGUUUUUAUUCCUUCUUUCUCUAUAUCAUGACCAGGUUAGUUAAAGAGCAGUGGACAAGCAUCCUAAUAUAUAAAGGCAACCCUGAUCUGCAAAGUUGUUCCUCACAGGACUGUUUUCAAUAGCAAAAGGUUCAGAAAAACCUAAAUGUUCUUUAAUAAGGGACUUGUUAAGUAAAUCACGGUAUGCCUGUAUAGUGAAAUGUUGUACUGAUGCAAAAAGGGGAUGAAUCUGUUCUGGGUUCCCAUAUGGAAAGAUCCCCAAGAGAUAAGACGCAAGGUCCAGAACAUGGGAAUAAUAUAUUUGCAUAAACCCUGGAAGGAUACACAAAAAUCUUUUAAAAGGUGGUUACUGUUGGCUUGUUGGGUGGGAAAGGGAACAGAGCAGAUGGGAGGUGGUGGGAGUAUACCUUUUUAUAUUUUGAUUUAUGAAUCAUGAAUGUGUAACCUAUGCAGGACAAUUAACUAAAUAUAAGAAUAAAUACAUCCGUACCUAUAUCAUGCAGAUAAAUUGAUGGCCUGUUAUCCUCCAGCUAAUCUUCUGCAAGCUUCUGAUCCCUCCUUAUCUGUACUUAAAGACCUCAGAACCUGUUGUGUUCUGAAAUGGAUCAAUGAGGCUAUGACCAGCCCAUGGAAUGGGUGCCAUAUUUUUCCCAUGAUACCUUGUUCAAUAACAUUAUAACUAUUUGCUUCUUUUGAAGCCCAUGAGCUUUCCCCCUUCCUCAUCCUGAAAUAUAAACUGAGCUGACAUCUAAAGAUUAUCCAGAGAAGACAGGGAAGUUGGGCUGCCUGUGUCUGCCAGCACAGUAAGUUGCCCUCUUAGGAAGAGGAGGUGUCAUGGGAGAAGCUGCAGGCAGGGGUGGGGAGAUUAAGAUGGCUUCCCUUCCCAUUUCUCGUCUGUCUAUGCAGUCUUUUGCUUCUCCCUUGGCAUCCCAUGCGCCAUAUUGUCUGUGUGUUUGUAUUUAUUUUCAGCUUCUGCUGAGUGGCAGCAAAAUCCUUUUGAGCUGAACUGGUCCCGCCCUGGUAGCUAGGAAUGUUCUAAUGUUAAGACUUGCUCUUCACAUUUGGCACAUUCUUAGUAUUAGGAACAGUUCCUCCAGGGCUCACAGGAAACAAACAAAUGAAAUCCAUGGAACAAUUUUCUCCCUCUUGAGGGGAGAAAGAGGGGUGGAGAGAAUCUUUGGGGAGACUUGAAGCAAAGAACAUUUAGGAGUGAACUUUGUUUAGAAGUGUUUUGAAAGAUGAAAUUCAAGGACACUCAGGACCUAUUCUUGGCUCUGCCACAAAUGUACCUUUUAUGUUUUAUUCCAGUUUGUACAUUUGGGGCUUACUCUUUGAUUUUGCAUCUAUAAACUAGGUGGGGCCCGCAUUCAUUGUCCAUUCUCCUCACUGUUCUGUUUUAGCCAUCUGAUACUUACUUAAUAAAACUUGAAAGCCGUCCUUGUAACUGGCAACUAAGUGUAGAGAGUGGAUAAGCCCUGUUUGGCCCCUUUUCUUCCUUAAAUGAGUACUACAGUGAAUACUGUUCUAGAGAUGAGUACUAAUUGGGUUGAGGUUUGAUCAAGGACUUGUUACCUCACCUACAUGCCUCUUCCUCUUUUGAGUACAGUUGUACACACGAUGAAGAUUGCAUGUGGUCAUAAUUACCCUUGACAGUUCUAUAGGAGGCCAGCACACAGCCUUUCACCUCUUCCUCCAGUCUUGGGAAGGAUCACUGUUUCUGUGAUGGAGCACUAAAUGAAGUAGCUGGCUAGCAUUCUCAGUCCAUGUUGAAAGAUGAAUGUGUACUUCAUCUUUAAAUGCUAGGGUCCUAUCAAGGGUAGCAACAGACCAAAAGAAGCACAUGGUCCCCAAAUCUUGACCAACUCUGGGGUACAUGUUCUUGGAGAGGAAGAGCCUCAUCUCUCUUUAAAUGUACUCAGACUCUGGCUUCUGUUCUCUUGCUGAAUUUGGAAAGUUAACAAUGUGUAUAUGAGAUUCCUCUGUAAGGCACUUCUUAACUACCACAGAGAGCACUUGGUGAGAUACUGCGGAUUCUCCCCUUUCCUCUCCUCUCUCAGCAGGUUUUAUUAUGACCACCCUUGGGGAUUCCUGAGAGGGGAAGAUCCUUGAAACAAGGUGGAUGCUCACCAGCUGUGCCUUCCCUAUGUAGAAUUCAGGUGAACCAUGGGGAGGAAAGUGGUGCUGAAGUCAGUGAUCUGUAAGCCUUAUUUGGUAGCUUGUUCUCUGUUGACUAGCGAGCCCUAACUCUGAUUCAUUGGUCCACUUUUUAAAUUUCUGAUAUAACUAAACUGUGUAUGGCAAAGUCAGAAACAAUUUUCAGAGUAAUCAGUAGCUUUGGCUUCCCUUUUGAUGAUUUAUUUAACCAGGCAACCUGGGAAUUCUAGAGCAGGUAAGUACUCUGGACACUGUCAUCUACUUCUCUUGCUCUGGAAUCAUCUCUGAUUAGCCUUUCAGAAACCAAAAGUUAACAGUGUGACAGAAUUGAGGGAUGAUUUUGGUUUUAGCUGGGUCAGUAAUGUAGACUCAGAGUCAAAAGUUGUGAGCCCCGUUCUGGCUCCUACAACUAAAAUUGAACAAGAAAUAGUUUCCUCAUAUGUCAACUGUGAUUAGUCUAGAAUUAGCUAUCCUACGGUUAAUUUUAGGAUUCUAGGCUGCUGUUCUAGUUAUUUAGUUAAUAUCUAAUGUCCAUAAGAUGUGAAACCUGUCCAUAAGAUGUGAAAUUAUUUAUUUGCCCCCCUGCAGUGUUGAAUUAAAGAACUAAAAAAAUCUUGUUAAGCCUUAUAUACCUUUUGUUUUAAUCAGAAAUGAACAAAUAGAAAAAUAGGGAAAUAUUUUCCAAUUAUUUUUUAAUGGGGUUCAGACAGUGAGAAAGAAUACAUUAAACUAGCAAAUAUGCAUCACAUAACUGUGGAUACCUGAAAUGCUCUUAAAUUCUACCACUUAUGUGUCAUUUCAGGUGAAUGUUUUCCUUUGCAUUUUCUCACUAUUCUACAGUGAACUUAGUACGUUUUAUCAUGAAGAAUAAUACACAUUACAAAAGUUUGCUACCACCUUCCUGUUAUUUCCUCCCUCUGUAUAAUUUUCAUCUCCACCCCCUAUUUAAGCCAAUAAAGGUUAAUCUGUGUUUGUUGAAUGAAAUGAAAGAGACUCGGGUCUACCAAGGGUUUACCAUUUGUCAGCCACUGAGCUACAAAAGUGAAAAAGAAGACCAUCUUUUUUUGAGAGUCUCAGGUCCAAAAGCAAAGGGGACGUGCAAGUCACAACAAAAUGCUGUAAUUGUGGCAUUGCUUGCCAUGAAGACAGAGAAGAGACUCCAUUUCCUAUCCCUGGUCUCUGUUUAGGAUAAAAGCCCUGUGAAAUUGCAAGGCUCAUUGCUUGCAUAUGAUAAAGCCAUAGCCAAUGUUGACAUUAGCUGCCAUUGUUGACCAAUGUUGUUUGUAAAGAAAAGACAGUUCUAGCUUUGGGGUGAGAUCCGCAUCCUUUUAAACUGGUGUGUUAGUUUAGGCUGGCCUCUUAGAUCCAGGGUCAGAACGUAGCUUUACCCCCAGUCCGUUGGUCUUGAUCUGCCAGCACUGCCAGCUUUCUUUCCACUCCUCUCUGUUCCCUGUCCACUUACUUGUAUUUGUAGGUUUUCUCAUGUAGGUGUUACCAAUCUAUGCCUUGUAGAAUUCUGGAGGUUCGAGGCCUGGGCCAGUUUAAGCCCUACAUUUUCCAGGCGAGGGAAAUUGAGGCAGCAAGAAAAGCAGCUGUGCCCAAAGGCACAGAGCUAGUGGUGAAGCCAGGCCCAAACUAUUGCCUCCCAACAGAGUGAAUUUGCAGGGUUUCUACCUCCAGUUAUGUGUGCUAUUUACGUAGGUGAACAAUUACAGAGGAUCGUUGAGUGUUCUCAGAAGAGACUUCCAUUUCUACAACUUAACAGCUGUAUAGCCAUCUGACAGAGGUGGCUUCCACAUGGAAGGUUUGCUUAGCGAGGACGCUACCGCUGUCUUGGAUAAGUUUUUUGUAGCCAACAUCACGGUAAGCGGUAGAUUUAAGACCGCUCCUAGAUUACACAGCCUUUCAGCAGCUUCCGACCUAAUUGUGGCCUGAAGUUAGGGAAACAACAGAGUGGACUGGGCCAGGCUGGUGGCAGAUUUGGGUUCGGCACACUCAGUCUGUGCAGUGAUCCUCAUGGUGCGAGGAUCACUCGAGGAAUGAAGCUAUCCAACCCUUAAGCAGAUUUCAAACAUAGACCUUACCCUUCAGCGUGGCACACGUUAAAUACACUAACUGGUCACCCAUUGGACACUCCCUAUUUUCUCUCCGCCCCCUCCCACCCUUGAGCUUAAAAUUCCACCCCAGAUCUAGGUUUGGUUUCUCUCUGCAGCCCAUGUGUCUGACGCCAGGCCUUCUUGCCCUGUUUGCUCUCCAAGCCUGAAGGGCUAACAAGGAAGACGAGUUCUUCAUUUUUUUGGGUUGGCCCUCAGUCUCUUUACUGGGUUCUUGUGGGCAAUGAUGAUUUUAUGGCAGCCCUCAUUUCUGAAGGCCCUGGAAUCCUUGCUCAUCAAGCCCUUGGCUCCUUCCCUAAUUUCCCAGAGUAACUUUCCCAUGUUUCUGAUCCAGUUUGGAUUCCUUCUUCCACUUUUAUCAGUUUGCCCUGUUUGUGUAACAUCUUAUGCUGGAGAAAUUCAGACUCUCUAGAGUAAAUUGGCCUAGUAGUUCAGUUCCCCUGUUUUUCCUCCACACAGGCCAGGCACAAAAUUUGUGGGUGUGUUGAUAUAACCAUAUGGAAUACCCCACACCAAGUGGGCACUGGGUGAAUGUGAGUUCCAUUCACUUUUCUUUAAAGAAAUCUUGCCAGGUACACAAGCCUAGCACUGAAAGGUCCUCACUUCAUAGAGUCUCUUAUCUUAAAAAAAAAAAAAAAAAUUUGCUUAGCAUAAUAGCCCGUGUGCAUGUUAUCAGUGCAGGUCUUCUGGCUCUAACCAAGCUGAACAUCCCCACAGUAACCGUGAGCUUUGGAAAGAGCCUUAUUUUACCCCUGUGCCAGCCAGUUACAUUUUAAGGAACAUGGCUGAAAACUGGCUUGGUCUCAAGUAAGAUUUGUCACUGUGCAUACAUCUCUGAAAUCCUGCUCUCAGGUAACAAUAGAAAUUAUCUGGGGCGCCUAGGUGGCCCAGUCCGUUAAGUGUUCGACUUCGACUCAGGUCGUGAUCUCACAGUUCAUGGUUCGAGCCCUGUGUCAGGCUCUGUGCUGAGUGCUUAGAGCCUGGAGCCUGCUUCUGAUUCUGUGUCUCCCUCUUUGCCCCUCCCCCGCUCAUGCUCUGUCUGUCAAGAAUGAAUAAACGUUAAAAAAAAAAGUUAAAAAAAAUUAUCUGACUCCCCCCCCGCUUUUUCUUUAAUUUAUAUAUUUUUAAAUUUACAUCCAAGUUAGCAUAUAGUGCAACAAUGAUUUCAGGAGUAGAUUCCUUAAUGACCCUUACCCAUUACCCCUUCCCUUUCUUGAACAGCCCCAGCUGUGAAUGCCAAAUUCACUUUGGUAUUUAACAUAUGCAAUUUUCUAUUGGAUUGACUUUGUAAACAAGUUGAUAUUUGCCAGUAAGGCAACAAGUGGCCACCAGAGAGCCUGUGUAUCUGGAUAUACCUCAGAUUUCAUCUCUGUCUGAACAGCUGGCUAAGAAUUUUUUUAUAAGAAAGCUAACUGAAUGUAGCUAGAAUGGUUUCUUUUGUUCAAAUUUCCUCUCCCGGAGACCAGUCCCCAGGACUCCCCUCACCUGCCUUAUCCAUUAAUGCAAUGGCCUCAUUUUCCCCAAAUAAACAAGUUCUCUUGCCAAAGAACAUAGGCGGCAUUCUUGGAUGCAGGGACGUGUCUUGGGACCUGCAUCUGAGUAAGGCGUGUUCUUCAUUUUUCUGGGUUGGCCCUCAGUCUCUUUACUGGGUUCUUGUCGGCGAUGAUGAUGUUAUGGCAGCCCUCAUUUCUGAAGGCCCCUUGAGUUGUAUUAAUCCUGCCCGUGGCUGUCCAGCCCUCUUGAAAGCAUCCUUCAUUUCUGUUUGCUCACUUUCCUGAAUGCCUCUUUCAGAUCAUCUUUCACCUCUUGCUUCAAGCUCUGGGGACACAUGUGGUUUUGACAUAAUGUACAGAUGUGACUUGGGGGAGGGGAGGCAUGGCUGUGGGCUCGCACACAUCAGCUGGACUCUGAAAGAGGGAGGUCAUCCUCUGAGUGGGCCGUUCGGGAAGGAGCGGAGGUGGAAAAGACCCAACAGGCAGCCUCAGGCCCUCCAGAUUUCCCCUCCAAACACGAGACGGAACACUGUGGUAUAUGUUUUCCACUGCAAGGAGAGAGCAUGAGCUCAGCUCAUGUGGACCAAAUCACCCUAAAUACGCUUGUGUGUCUGGUUUCUAAGUUGAGACAUAUUAAACAAUAAAGGACCAGUGACCAAAACUUCUAUAGGGAAAAACCCAGUGAUUUCUUUAUCCACUCAACUGUUGAUCACCAAGGUUGGCAAAUUUCUUUGAAGGUCUAGUUAGUAAAUAUUUUUGGCCUUGGGGACCAUGAGGUUUCUGUCAAAACUGUUGAGCUGUGCCUUUGUGGCUGUAAAGCAGCCAUAGACAAUACGUAAACAGACCAGUGUGGUGGCUGGUCAUAAUUUGCCCACUCUUGCCAGUCUAAAUUAUAAAACUUACAAACAUCCUCUUCAUUGUUGUUUGCAUAAAUUAAUGAGUACUCUGUAUGUGGCCAGGACUUAUGCUAAGUACUUGUUGUGAGUGAUCACAUUUAUCCCAUUCAGAACAAUUCUGUGAAGUCAUUAAUAAUAUUCUACCCAUUUUACCGACAAAGAAGUGCAGAGGCUUAGAGAAGGUAAAUAACAUAAGUAAGGGCCAGGCUGGAUUUUGAACUAAGUUAGCUUGACUCCAGUUUCAUGCUCUUUUACCACUGCACAGGACAGCCUUAGAUAACAUCAUGAUAUCCAUAUUUGCCUUAAGAUCUUGCCAUUAGCCAGUAUUUGGACUUUGGCCUCUCCCCAUCUUCCCCUAAAAGCCCAAAACAUGCAAACAGAUUAUUGCUAAAAACUCUUGUAUAAAUUAAUACAUGGCAAAAAUUUUAAAGGAGUCCAUUAACAAGUUAUAAUGAAUUGGAAGGCAAGUUCUGCUAUGCUUCCUGGCUAGUUUUGCUUUGUAAUACCCAAGGGUCGUGGGAGAUGAAUAUAUUAAGGCCUGGGGAUCUCAGGCCAGUGGCAUCCACGCUGGUUUUGAGGUUCCAAGAUCUAGUGUUCUGAAAAUGUAGAGAUGGAGCUGGGCCUGGAGCAAGCUACUGCCCCUUGGGACGGCCUCACCUGGGGCCAUUUGCCUCUUAACGCCAACACUGACAUGAGCUGUCAGCCCGCUGUACACAUGGGGGCAGGCUCCUCGGUUACCAGCGGAGGUAUGCCGAGCUAAUGUGGUCAGGGGAGACUGGAUAUCGCAUCCUGCAAGUUGUUUCAGACUGGUGAUGGUCAUUUACGUGCAAGUUGACCAAACAGAAAUGUUCAUUAAAGAUGGCAGAAAGCGGGGCACCUGGGUGACUUAGUCGUACUCUUAGUUUCAGGUCAGGUCAUAAUCUCACUUCCUGGGUUCCUGAGUUGGAGCCCUGCAUCAGCCCCCAGUCUGACAAUGCAGAAUCUGCUUGGGAUUUUCUCUCUUCCUCUCUCUUUGCCCCUCUCUGGCUCACACUGUGCACUCACUCUCUCUGUCUCUUUCUCUCAAAAUAAAUAAAUAAACUUAAAAAAAAAAAAAGAUGGCAGAAACCAAGUUGGGAUGUCUUUUGUUGUUAUAAUAAGUAAGGUGUGUUCUGAAGAAAGCUUAGAGUAAAAAGAUUGGGAGGUGGGAGGGAAUCCCGUAUUCCAUAUCGCAUCACCUACAGCAGUGUUUCCCAAAGUGCUUUCUUCAGGUUAAAGGGAUGGUAAUGGGGGAAGGGGUUCCUGUGGUCAAAUAAGUUAUGAAAUGCAAGACUAAACAAACAGUAUUCUUGAGGAUAUAGUAUGUAGUGUUCUCAAAAUGUUUGUUUGGUUGUUUUGUUUUAUUUUUGGAUCCUCUUAUAAAAUUGUUUACAAGGAACACCCUUUGAGAAAUCUUAACCCAGAGGCAUUACCUAAUGUUUAUUACAUUUUGGUAAAUUUCCUUUACAGUCCAAGAUUUUUUUUAAACGGGUCAUAUAUUCUCUUUCUUUUUGUGUAUGUGUUUAACUUUAUUUUGAAGUAUUUCAUCCUCACAGAAGAGUUGUAAGAGCAGUAUGAGGGACUCUCCUAAUCCAAUUCCCCAUUUGUUAACAUUUUACCGUAAUUGGUAUUUUCUCAUUCUGUGUGUGUGUGUGUGUGUGUGUGUGUGUGUGUACAUGUACACAUUAUUAUUGCCAUUACUUUUGUGUUUUUAGUUAAAUUUCAGUUACAAGUUCUUUAAUGAACUAUACAUUCAUUUCUUGAAAAUACUUACAGAAACUCAAAUUAGGCUAGAAGCUUAUUAAUUCCCCCCAUUUCUACCUGUUGCAUGAAGGCAAAUCACGCUUUGCCAGUGUGUGAAAGGUUUUCAUUAAAUUGCAAGGGAACAUUUUGAUAUUCCUUAGGCUUCAGUUCAGACCCACACACAGUUCAGAUUUGUGAGGUUGUCACUUGAUGUGUAUGGGGACCAUCACAACCAUUUGCUGUGUGUUUUUAGUCCACUUGGGCAGUGUUGAGGACUGGCCUUGGCCGUUAGCUGAGAUGGAAGCCUGGACCAGACACUCUCCUGUCCUUUAGUUUCAGAACUAAAGGGAGGAGUCAAGAGGUCCUAGGGUUUCAUAGGACCUCUAUAUUUUAAGUGUCCCGUGGCGACUUGUCACACUUUCAGAACAUAUCAACAAGGACGAUUUCUUAAAUGACAUCUAGUUUCAGUAGUGCUUUUAUUUAACAUACAUUGGCGCUUCCAUAUCUGUUUUUUUUUUUUCCAGCCAUGAAAUCAAAGCUGUCUUCCUCCUUCAGAUGGUUUAAGUAUAGCCCAGUUUGCACAUAAAGUGAGUCAAGCGAACACUGCUACCUUACAAAGAGAUGUGUUGGUGUAAGGGGACUGUGGAUGUGAUGUAAUGUAACCUCUCAUGGAGUAUUUCCAAAACCAUAUAAGGAGGCUCGAAGUAGUCACCUCAAUGUCAACACCGAGCUCACAAAUGAGGCUGGAGCUUGUGUCCCCAAAGGAAGCAUAAGGAACACCACCAGAUAGUCUUGGGAGGAGAGAGCACCAGGCAUUUGUUCAGCGGGUGGAUGCAGCCCUCACAGUGGCCUUUGGACUCGCAUGUCCUACCUUCAACCUGGAAGCUCCCACGCCCAUGGUCACUGGUUGCACUGUGUGAAUGGGCACCAUUCACACAUAUAGUGUGUUCACACCUAACUGGAAAAGUGCCUUGUCUAGAUACACAUUAGACCAUAGGGAGAGAAAAAAAUUUUUCUUUAGUUGUUAAAACGUUUUGUGACGAAAGUUUUUAGAUACUCAAAAGAACAGAGAAUAAUAAAGUCAGUCCCUAUAUUACUUACUACAGAUGCAGCAAUGAUCAAGAUUUUUUCACAUUUCAUUACCCUCUCCUUUUUGGCUAAAAUACUCAUAACAAAUCCCAGAUAUCACAUCAUUGCAUCCCUACGAUGUUUUCUCUAAGAAGUAGACAUUUCAUAAAUCCAAUGCCAUUCUCCCACUUGGCAAAAUUAACCAGGACCAAAAUUUUGACAUCUAGUUUUUAUAGAGCUCCUGCGACUAAGUCACCUUGCAACGUGAGAAUCAACAGAGUCCAUGCCAAUACUAAUUUAUGGAUGUCUUAAAAGAAGGGGAUCCUUGCUCUUAGCUGUGAACAAAAUUAUUUGGAUUGGAGAUGGGGCGGGUAAGCAAUUUGCACUUGUGGUUCUACGUCUGUAAUCGCAGGUAUUGAGCUGUGCCAUUUGCUUCCUGGGCAUUUCACAGUAUCAUCAAUGAUUGAUAAUCAUAACUUACAGGAAUUUUUUUAAACAGUAUUUUAAUUGGAAAAAGCAUCUGUCAGCUGUCAGGCUUCCAGCUUCCACUUUUGAGAAGCAGGAUGUUGAAUGUGAGUAAUGACACAACAGGCCUAUAAAAUGCGGACUAACCCUCGGAUGACUCAUCCAGUACGAUGCAGUAUAUUUGUCAAGGAGACUGAAUCAUAUAUGGGGGAAACCACUUUUCAGGCAGCCAGCUGGUUCUCAGGUCCGCAAGAGACAAUCCAUUUUUAUCGGAAGCUUUAUAGUAGCAAUAAUGCUAAUAUCCAGCACUUGGGCUCUACAAUGUAGAGGAAAUGGCAUCACCCGGCAGUGACAGCUAUAUUGUGCGUGUCAAGGCUGUGGUUAUGACCAGAGAUGACUCCAGCGGGGGAUGGUUCCCACAGGAAGGAGGCGGGAUCAGUCGCGUGGGUGUCUGUAAGGUCAUGCACCCCGAAGGCAAUGGACGAAGCGGCUUUCUCAUCCACGGUGAACGACAGAAAGACAAACUGGUGGUAUUGGAAUGCUAUGUAAGAAAGGACUUGGUCUACACCAAAGCCAACCCAACCUUUCAUCAUUGGAAGGUCGACAAUAGGAAGUUUGGACUUACUUUCCAAAGCCCUGCUGAUGCUCGAGCCUUUGACAGGGGAGUGAGGAAAGCAAUCGAAGACCUUAUAGAAGGCUCAACCACAUCAUCUUCCACCAUCCAUAAUGAAGCUGAGCUUGGCGAUGAUGACGUUUUUACGACAGCUACAGACAGUUCUUCUAAUUCCUCCCAGAAGAGGGAACAACCUACUCGGACAAUCUCCUCUCCCACAUCCUGUGAGCACCGGAGGAUUUACACCCUGGGCCACCUCCAUGACCCAUACCCCACGGACCACUAUCACCUCGAACAGCCGAUGCCAAGGCCUUACCGCCAGGUGAGCUUCCCGGACGACGACGAGGAGAUUGUGCGCAUCAACCCCAGGGAGAAGAUCUGGCUGACCGGCUACGAGGACUACCGGCACGCGCCAGUGCGGGGCAAAUCCCCCGACGCCUCGGAGGACGCCGACUCCUACGUGCGGUUCGCCAAGGGCGAGGUCCCCAAGCACGACUACAAUUACCCCUACGUGGACUCCUCGGACUUCGGCCUCGGCGAGGACCCCAAAGGGCGCGGGGGCGGCGUGAUCAAGACCCAGCCGUCCCGGGGCAAGUCCCGGAGGCGGAAGGAGGACGGCGAGCGCUCCCGGUGCGAGUACUGCAGGGACAUGUUCAACCACGAGGAAAACCGGAGGGGCCACUGUCAGGACGCGCCCGACUCUGUGAGAACUUGCAUCCGCCGGGUGAGCUGUAUGUGGUGUGCGGACAGCAUGCUCUAUCACUGUAUGUCGGACCCCGAGGGAGACUAUACAGACCCGUGCUCGUGCGAUACUAGCGACGAGAAGUUUUGCCUCCGGUGGAUGGCUCUUAUUGCCUUGUCUUUCCUGGCCCCCUGUAUGUGCUGUUACCUGCCCCUGCGGGCCUGCUACCACUGCGGGGUGAUGUGCAGGUGCUGCGGGGGGAAGCACAAAGCGGCCGUGUGACUCAGUUUCCUUCCCUCCUUUCCUCCUCCCACAGCCACAGGGGAACUUGUCUCUGACAUACUCUCACCUUCUUUCUUGCUCCCUGGUACCUUGAGGCGCUAUUCCAGCCUGGGGAGCCCCCCUGGUGAACUCUGCACUUUCCCCUCUCCCCACGCAGCCCCCACCAGCCACCCACUCUGCGUCAACCACACACCCGUACACGCAGGCACACGGUGUUCUAAGGAAAGGAACCUCCGCACAGACACUUGUGUACUAUUACCAAUCUGUAAUCAAGCUAACUGUCUUAUACAUGUGUUGAUUUCUUGUCUUUCCUACCCACCUCUUCCAGCGCAGAGGCACCUGCAGUCGGAACUGCUGAUUUGGGGUGGGUUUUGUAGUUGGUUUCCUAGGAGAUCUUUCUCAUGGGUCGGCUUGCCGGUUGCUAAGGGGCAGCGGAUUCCUGCAGAUAGGUAACGUCAGAAUGAUGAAACCCUACCAGAAGUAUUGUAACCUGCAGUCAGAUUAUGUAUAGGAGGUGAGCUAGUUAACAAACGUCUACCACAAAACAAGAUCGCUUUAACUUUUGUAAACCCAAAUUUGCCAAGUAAGCUGCAGUUUCUAUUUGGAGCCCAUAAACAUUUCCUGUGCCCUCCCCCUAAAAACCUGACAAUUAUUUACUGAUGCAAAACAUUCACCCACAAAAAUGAGAAUUGAGCCUUAACUUCAGAUUAACUUGUGUGAAUCAGGAAAUUCCAUAAACUGCAUUGCAUCCUCUUAGACCAGGGGUAGAAAAAGGGGAUUUCAGGUUUGUCUGAGCUUCCCCAGUUACCCCUAAAGUAGAACUUUUUAAAACUGUGUCACCACCACUUCUAAAAAUUUAGCAAUAUUAGAAGAAAACACUAAUGAAGUUCUGCUCAUUGUUUUGCAAACAAGAUAGACUAUUCACACACAAACCAGUGUUCUCCAAAGAGUUCCAGUUGAGAAACACUGAAGUUGUGGUAAAGAAAAUUAGAAGGAGCUUCCUCCCACACCCCCACUGGCUAUUUUCUCUUAAUGGGGGGAAAUUUUAAAUGUCAUAAAUAUGAAGAGUGGUGGGUUGCAUUUUGUUUGUGGGUUUCUGUUCUUGUUUUCAUCCUGGACUGAAUCUCACAUCACCAAAUGCUUUGUUUAUACUUGGGGGAAAAAAACAAGGCCAUAUGUAAAAACCCUUCCAAUGCCUAAGUGUCUUUCUCCUGCAUCUCAAAAACCCAGACUUGCCAAUUUGGGUGCACAGAUGGUUAGGUCAGCAGUCUGGGUCUACCUUCACCUUGCCAUGUAGGAGGCUUCUAAUUAGCUGGAAAAGAGUAUUUUUCUAGUCUAUUGCAAGGAGUAGCCAAAUCUUGUCGCAGAAAGAAAAGUGAAGAGUGAGUGGUACCUAGCAUAGUACAAUCAGAACGUCAUGGAGACCAUAAGGGACAGGCUUGUCAAAGUUGGCCGUUCUUCCCGCCAUGAUCUUCCUGUGGUAGUUGCCAGCUCAGGGCACAGCCUGCUGUCUGUGUCUCCACUUCCCCCCAUCCCUUCUCUGUUGCACACAGGGCAUCAGUCUUCAAGGAAAGAGACUUUUUUCCAGUCUGCCAAUCAUAUUGGGAAAGUACGAGCCAUGCUUACCUUCAUGGAACAUUUUCAGCUCAUCUGAGCACCCGCCGCCUUUCUUUAGUCAGAUCGUCGAUGUAAAUACCCAGUGUGCUUACGAGUUAGUUGGUAGACAUUUUCAUAUGUUGGAGUGAAUGGUGUGGCCUUCCAGUUUGGAAAAGUUGCAGAGAGCUGUCAGUCUGGUGAUGGAAGAAAAAAGAACUGCUUCCCAGGCUGGAAAACAUCUAGAAAACCUUCAGCCGGCCUCCAGAUGCUGUCGAGAGGCCAUUGCCCCCCACUCUCCAAUCCUGAGGUAUUUCCUCAGGGCCUUUUUCAAGGUCUCCUCUCUACAAAGCACAACACUAAUGUAUGUUUUGUUAGACCUCAGUUCCGAGUGCCCCUAUUUAUUUCAGUAAGAAUACACAUGUCCCCGCCACUUUUUGUUUGUAGUCUCUAUUUACUUGUUGUUUCUAUCUUUUUUACCCCUUGUCCUUUUCCACCCUUUUGAAGAGUUAUGCUAGUGAAUCUUACUUCGCAUAUACGUUUUGGUUUGUGAAGGCAGCGGUUAAGGGCACAAGGACAGCCAUGGGGACAUUUAUGUAAAUACGUUUCUCUCUAAUUGCCACACUGCAGCUGAACAGUGUGUAGUAUUUUCCCAGUCAGCUUUGCCAUACUGACGUCAAUCAUUUGAGAGAAAUUAUUCAGAUUUUAUUUUUGUAUCUGUGGUAACAAAACAUUAACCAAAAGAUUUGUUUGGAAGCUUCCUCUGACCACCCCCCACCCCCCAGCUAUUUGCUCACAUUAACAAAUUAAAGUGCCUGAAGCAUAAUUCAUUCUUCACCUGUAUACUAAAAAAAAAACCUGUUGUAUUGAUUUUUUUAUAAUAAGCCUUUUUACCUCUGUGUAAAAAAUAUAUAUACAAGCGUAUGAUGUACAUUUUAGUUAACUUUUUUUUAUGGUUUCUAAUAUGUAUGACCAAUGUAGCCAUUGCUUUAAGAUGUACCAUGUAAAUAUAAAAACAUCCUAUCAGA